Messenger RNA from Henningerozyma blattae CBS 6284, 1725 nucleotides. RefSeq names its product sugar porter family MFS transporter. The coding region runs from base 1 to 1725 and encodes 574 amino acids. The record is from RefSeq and is a predicted model, not a curated record. Gene Ontology annotation, biological process: carbohydrate transport; transmembrane transport. The transcript has a single exon. NCBI's taxonomy places the organism in Eukaryota, Fungi, Ascomycota, Saccharomycetes, Saccharomycetales, Saccharomycetaceae. Gene Ontology annotation, molecular function: carbohydrate:proton symporter activity. Gene Ontology annotation, cellular component: plasma membrane.
AUGUCUGGUGUUGUUAAUACCGAAGAUCCAAGCUCUGAUUCCACUGGAGUUGUAAAUACUGACACUGAAUCAGUCCAAACCAACGACUUCCAAAAAACAGAUAAACUAAAACAAGACUACGGUGUGGAUAAUUUUUCUGGAAAUGAAAAUUCUCCCCAAGCUAUUGAAAUCCCAAAAAAGCCUAAAUCGGCUUAUAUUACUGUCUGUUUAACCUGUAUUAUGGUUGCUUUUGGUGGGUUUAUGAUGGGUUGGGAUAUCGGUACUAUUGGUGGUUUCAUUGCUCAGCCAGAUUUUAAGAGAAGAUUUGGUUCUACAACUAAGGAAGGUGAGCAUUAUUUAUCAAAGGUUAGAACAGGGUUACUGGUGUCUAUUUUUAAUAUUGGUUGUGCUAUUGGUUCUGUCACUUUAGGUCGUCUCGGUGAUAUCUAUGGUCGUCGUCUUGGUUUGAUCAUGGCCACCACUAUUUUUGUUGUUGGUGUUGUUAUUGAAAUAGCUUCUAUUGACAAAUGGUACCAAUACUUUAUCGGAAGAAUUAUUGCUGGUGUUGGUAUGGGUGUUAUCGCUAUUUUGUCUCCUAUGUUAAUUUCGGAAGUGUCUCCAAGGGAGAUGAGAGGUGCUAUGGUUUCCUGUUUUCAAUUGAUGAUUACCUUGGGCAUUUUCUUGGGUGAUUGUACUGAAUACGGUACUAAGACAUAUUCUAAUUCUGUUCAAUGGAGAGUUGGUCUAGGUUUGCAAUUUGCCUGGUGUUUAUGUAUGGUUGGUGGUAUGAUGUUCGUUCCAGAAUCUCCAAGAUACUUGGUGGAAAAAGGUAAAUUGGAAGAAGCUAAGCGUUCAGUGGCUACAUCAAAUAAAUUGAAUGCAGAUGAUCCAGCUGUUAUUUCAGAAGUGGAAGAAAUUCAGAGUGCGGUUGAAAAAGAAAGAGCUGAAGGUCAAGCUGGUUGGGGUGAAUUAUUCCAAACACAUAACAAAGUUUUCCAGAGAGUUAUUAUGGGUAUUAUGAUUAUGGCUCUACAACAAUUGUCCGGUGCCAACUAUUUCUUCUAUUAUGGUACCACUGUUUUCAAAUCAGUUGGUCUAGAGGAUGGUUUUGAAGCUGCCAUCGUUUUUGGUGUGGUUAAUUUUGUUUCUACCUUUUUUGCUCUAUAUUUAAUUGAUAGAUUCGGUAGAAGAACAUGUCUAUUAUGGGGUGCAGCAGGUAUGGUUUGCUGUAUGGUUAUCUUUGCUUCAGUUGGUGUGACAAGAUUAUGGCCAAAAGGCAAAAAUGCUGGUAUCACAUCCAAGGGUGCUGGUAACUGUAUGAUUGUCUUCAGUUGUUUCUUCAUUUUCUGUUUUGCCACUUCUUGGGCACCAGUUCCAUUUGUCAUUAUUUCUGAAACUUACCCAUUAAGAGUCAAGGCUAAGGGUAUGGCUUUGGCUACAGUAUCGAACCAGUUGUGGAAUUUUUGUAUUGGUUUUUUCACUCCAUUCAUUACUGGUUCUAUUAAUUUCUACUACGGUUACGUUUUCUUAGGUUGUUUGGUAUUCGCCUGGUUCUACGUUUUCUUCUUUGUUCCAGAAACCAAGGGUUUACAAUUAGAAGACGUCAAUGUUAUGUGGGAAGAAGGUGUAUUACCAUGGAAAUCAUCUACUUGGGUCCCACCAUCGCAAAGAGGUGCUGAUUAUGAUGUCGAUGCAAUGGCAAACGAUGAUACUCCAGCAUGGAAGAAUAUGUUAGGCAAACACUAA